CUUCUAUUGGACAACAAGACUACCAAAUAAUUUGCGACCAUGUUGUUGUGUGGCACUUCUUUGUGUUGGUGUAAACAGAAUUAAGAUCAGACGAGUAUUUAGAAGUACAAGCAAACACACACAUGCUGAGCAUCACCUUAUUGACUAUAUAUACAACCUGCCAGAAAUACAAGAUGAUGUGACAAUGGAAAUAUUUCAGAACUACAGUCCAUGUGAAAAAUGUGCCGAACGAUAUGUUUGGCUUGUGAAGGAAUAUGAAGCAGGGGGCAUCACGCUCCGGCUGCAUGUACAUUUUGUAUCUUUGUACAGAAUAUGUGACGAUGUUGAGCACCCGUCAAAUAUAAAUCGUUUUUUGACUAAGGAAACGCACUGGAAAAACGUUUACGGUCUGAAACGAAUGGCGUCUGUUGGGAUUAAAUUGAAGGGCUUCACCAAGAAUACGUGGGUGGAGCUUAUCGGUCGCAUCAACGUUCCUCUGAAUGAAGACUUUGACAAACAAUACAAGCUGCAAAGGGAAAGUGUUGAUGCUCUCUGUGUAGAAACACUUCGCAAAGUUCUGGAGUGUUCUGACAACCUCAUACCGGAGGAAGCCAGACGUGUGUCAGGCCCCCCAAGCUUGUUUCAUGCGAGGAACAAUCAACCACAAGGCCCCCCGGAUACCAUGCAAGAUACAUUCAACCACAAGGCCCCCCGGGCAGAUACCAUGCAAGAUACAUUCAACCACAAGGCCCCCCGGGCAGAUACCAUGCAAGAUACAUUCAACCACAAGGCCCCCCGGGCAGAUACCAUGCAAGAUACAUUCAACCACAAGGCCCCCCGGGCAGAUACCAUGCAAGAUACAUUCAACCACAAGGCCCCCCGGGCAGAUACCAUGCAAGAUACAUUCAACCACAAGGCCCCCCGGGCAGAUACCAUGCAAGAUACAUUCAACCACAAGGCCCCCCGGGCAGAUACCAUGCAAGAUACAUUCAACCACAAGGCCCCCCGGGCAGAUACCAUGCAAGAUACAUUCAACCACAAGGCCCCCCGGGCAGAUACCAUGCAAGAUACAUUCAACCACAAGGCCCCCCGGGCAGAUACCAUGCAAGAUACAUUCAACCACAAGGCCCCCCGGGCAGAUACCAUGCAAGAUACAUUCAACCACAAGGCCCCCCGGGCAGAUACCAUGCAAGAUACAUUCAACCACAAGGCCCCCCGGGCAGAUACCAUGCAAGAUACAUUCAACCACAAGGCCCCCCGGGCAGAUACCAUGCAAGAUACAUUCAACCACAAGGCCCCCCGGGCAGAUACCAUGCAAGAUACAUUCAACCACAAGGCCCCCCGGGCAGAUACCAUGCAAGAUACAUUCAACCACAAGGCCCCCCGGGCAGAUACCAUGCAAGAGACAUUCAACCACAAGGCCCCCCGGUCAGAUACCAUGCUAGAGACAUUCAACCACAAGGCCCCCCGGGCAGGUACAAUGGUAGAGCAAACUAACCACAGUACCGCCAAGUUCCGAUGA
Haliotis rufescens (red abalone) is the source of this 1501-nucleotide messenger RNA. RefSeq names its product putative surface protein SACOL0050. Lineage: Eukaryota; Metazoa; Mollusca; Gastropoda; Lepetellida; Haliotidae. The coding region runs from base 185 to 1501 and encodes 438 amino acids. The record is from RefSeq and is a predicted model, not a curated record. The transcript has 3 exons.